ACGCGGAGCAAUCUGGACUCGUUCCAUUUCGCCGGCUAUCGACCGAGAGAGCGCGUACGUGCUCCCUCCAAACACGAGGGUGUGCCCCGUCGUCCUCCCUCCCUCGUCAAAACGGAGCCUUUGCCUCCGGUGCGCUUGAUCUGGACAAUUUCCUGGCCGGCGCGGUGUAAAGGUGGGAUCUUCCCGUAGCUGGAUCGGCGGCCGGGGUUCCAGCUCGAGCGCGCCCGCGGGGGACCUUUCGCUAUUGUCUGAGAUUUUUGUCGUGUCGAUUGUGAGUUUGGCAGGAUGAUGACGUGGAGAGGUAGCGGGGUUCCGGCGGAUUCUUACUACGAGGCUCGGGAAGGGUGCGCCGAGGGGCCCGAGAGCAAGUUCAAGAUUAAGUUUGUUCGUGUAGGCUGGAAGGACUCUAAGCGUACGAAGAUGGCAAACUGCAUUCAGUCCAGAAGGUUAUUUGGACAUUGCUUCGGUUCUCAGACGUAUACAGCGGGCAGGUGUUCAUCCUUCCAUAAGAGGAGAGGUUUGGGAGUUCUUACUUGGAUGCUUUGAUCCAAAAAGCACCUUUGAUGAACGUGAGCAACUGAGACAGCAUCGAAGAGUGCAAUAUGAAAGAUGGAAGGAUGUGUGUCGUGAAUUGGAUUCUCAUGUUGGCAGUGGAAUAGUUGUCACAGCUCCAUUAAUCACUGAAGAUGGUCAACCUAUUAAAGACCCUUUAGUUCUCAUGGAAGCCAGUCCUAAUCAAAUUUCAUCUAAAAGGUCACAAGUUGAUAGCGGUGCAGAAAGCACAGAUCCUUUGAUGAAUAAACAAGUGAUUAGUUGGAAGCUUACCCUACAUCAGAUAGGUCUUGAUGUGCUUCGUACUAAUAGAAGUCUGGUAUUUUAUGAGAAGAAAGAAAAUCUUUCUAAGCUUUGGGAUAUUCUUGCUGUCUAUGCCUGGAUCGACAAAGAUGUUGGCUAUUGUCAAGGUAUGAGUGAUCUUUGUUCCCCAAUGAUAAUUCUUCUUGAAGAUGAAGCAGAUGCAUUCUGGUGCUUUGAGCGUUUGAUGCACAAACUGCGAGGAAAUUUCAAAUGCACUGAGAGCUCCAUCGGGGUGGAGAACCAACUUCAAAGUCUAGCAUCCAUCACACAAGUUUUGGACCCAAAGCUUCACCAACACCUAGAAACCCUAGGCGGAGGUGAUUACCUUUUUGCAGUUCGCAUGCUUAUGGUAUUGUUCAGGCGAGAAUUGUCCUUCGGAGAUUCUUUGUAUCUUUGGGAGAUGAUGUGGGCUUCUGAAUAUCAUCCUGAUCUAUUCAUGCUUUAUGAAGAACCAGAGAUUUUAACUGAAAAGAAUGACCGAUCUAAAAGGAAACUCAAGUCGACUCGUCAAUUUGGGAAAUUUGAAAGGGACAAUAUCAGGAAUGGAACUAAAACUUCAGAAGCCCCUUUGCCAAUCACAGUUUUUCUCGUUGCUAGUGUUCUCAAGGAUAAAAGCACAAAGUUAUUGCAUGAAGCACGUGGUUUGGACGACGUUGUUAAGAUUUUAAAUGACAUAACUGGAGAUUUAGACGCAAAGAAAGCUUGCAGCCAUGCAAUAAAGCUUCACAAGAAAUACCUGAAAAUGACCAAAAAUUCAUAGUUUCCAGAGUAUACACUGUUUGACGAGAAUUGAUUCCAGCAGCCAAAUAGUGUAAGGUUUACUUGGUGAAAGGUUUCUGAAGGAUACAUACAUCUCACCUACAUCAAGUUUUCUAGCUUAUUGUAUUAUUUGUGUGAGCUAGUUUUAUGCUCCUACCUGUUGUGCUGUCAAGUCUAAUACACGAAGUUUCGCUCACUUGUUCUCCCUCUAAGCAAACCAUUGCAAUUGUAUUGAUUAAAGAACACGAAAUGUUCAAGGUUUCUGUAACUGUAAUAAACCUGAUGUAUUAACAAAAUGAGGAUGUCAAUAAUGCAUUUUUCUUAAAUGUAAACGGAUUGUUCCUGUAAAAGCCAGAACCUUGCUUUAGAUUUUAACAAUCUAGUUUGGAAA
Messenger RNA from Zingiber officinale, 2005 nucleotides. Its product is annotated as TBC1 domain family member 17-like. The record is from RefSeq and is a predicted model, not a curated record. Gene Ontology annotation, molecular function: GTPase activator activity. Gene Ontology annotation, biological process: activation of GTPase activity. The transcript has 11 exons. The coding region runs from base 719 to 1615 and encodes 298 amino acids. NCBI's taxonomy places the organism in Eukaryota, Viridiplantae, Streptophyta, Magnoliopsida, Zingiberales, Zingiberaceae.